AUUUAUUAACCGUGGUUUGUGAUAUGUACGACUUCAAAUUGUUAUGAAUUGACUGAAUAUCUGCUAGCGGUGCUACGUUUCAUACAGUGAGUCUGUUAUGUUAAAAUAUCUCGAAACCUUCAUUGCAGAGAGCGCUAGAGCGGGGUUGGGUGUAACGUUACUGUUGAGUUAGCUAGCUAACUAGCUGUUAACACUGGCGGCUAGUUAGACAUAGUGGCUCGUCGCUGGAAGGGAGAAGCUUCUCGCGUCUCAUUUAUUUGAGUUAAUACUCGCCAAUGAACUUUAAACGGUGGUUGAUAUUAAGCGUAUGUGUGCUGCUUGUCACAGUUGCCCACUGUAGGCAGUAGUUGUAGCGGCUGUGUUGGCUGCCGAUGUUAGCAUCACAGCUACUGUUGCAUCCACAGUGACUGAUAUUCCGUUAUCUGACAGCUUAAACAUCAGUCAACCAUGCACUUUCGCUGCAAAAGUCGUACGAUAUAUGGUCUAUGCCUUGAGUGACUCUGGAAUCCCAACUGUUUAAGAUGAAAGCACAGAAUAUUUGAUGCCGGAUUUGCACCGAAAUCUGUGGCCAAUCAAUAUCUGAUUUACUGGCAUUAGACAUUGAGUGUCGAAGAACGCUGAUGGACGGGGUGUUGGUGGGGUUAUAGUUUCUGCUACUGUUCUAUCAAGUAUUGUCAACGUUCCAGUUGUAUUUUUACAGCGUCUCAUAUUUUCAUAACUAUUGCCAUAACAUUGAUAGCAUCAAAAUACAACAUGUAACCAAUGUUAAAAAAAAAAAAGAAAAAAAAAAACUGCAGUAGUCACAGCUGGCAGUCCUAAUUAGGUCAUUAUGGGGUAACACCUGUACAUGGUCACUUUACCACAGAAUAAACCAGAUAUGGUUGAGCUACUUAUAAACCUUUUGACGAUAUAUUUAGCUUGCUUCAUACUGUUUGGGUUCUAACGCAUGUUAGAAUGAAUGUCUUCAUUAAAGUUUGGUUAGUCUGAUUUAUCAGAAAAUUGAAAAAUGAAUGCUGUUUUUUUUUGUUUUUGUUUUUUUUUUUCAUUCCUACAAUCUUAAACACUUAAAACAGCAUUCAUUUUUAUAGAUCUUUACCUCCAGUUCGGGUACCUAAUCUGGUUUGUUGGUCCCUGAACAGUCCCCAGGGAGUGGUAGCAUUAUUCAUCAGUCAUGGUCAGUAGUUUAUAGCUCACGGAGGGAGUUCCUUACAUUCACACAAAUACUGUGCACUGUCGUCAUGUGGUAAAAUGUGAUUAUAUGGUAUAGUGGACCUUUUUUUCGAGAUGUUGUUGGCAAUCUGUAAUGGACACAAAACUCGUUUGACAGAUGCAGUCUGCUGAACACAUCAUAGGCUCCUGUCCCCUGAUUACACAGGGAAAGCCCUUUAUAAGCAAACUCCUUACUUAUGUAAAUACCUUUUCAACAAAGCCCUGCAGCAAAAUGUCACUGAAAUUUUGCUUUGUAGUUGAUUAUUUCUGGGUCUCAUCUUGAGUGAAUUUUAUUAUUUCUUGAGGCAUUCUCCUCACAUGCAUUCCUUUGACUUAAACAGCGGUUUGUUUCCUAAAGUGCAGCUGGUUUUCUGUCUCAGCAGCUCAUUAACUACAGUAAAGUGUUAUUUAUGUGUGACCUAAUCAUGCUAGUCCUUUUAACAGUGAAGAAUGUCUGGAGUUGCUGUCGGUUAUUGGUCAUUGGUCUCAUUUGCACUCUCAGCAGUGUGCAAAUCCAGCUAUUUAUUUGUGGCACUUUUGCAUGAUAGAUAUUAUUCUCCAAGAUUAUAUUAUUCUUUGUAGUUUAUAACCGUUGGUUACCUCAACCAAAGUCUGCUAUAUUAGCUUAAAAAUGGAUUGUUUGGUACGUGCACAUCAACUGACAAGUUUUAACAAUAACUAGCUGCAUCAGCUGUUAACUCUAAAUAUAUUUAAAAAACGUGACCGUGUAGGAUCGCUUUCUUUAGCUACCUCUUGGAUUAAGUACAUGUUUGGUUUGUUAAAUGUGUUAAUACUGUGCAUGGGUGCUGUCAGAGUACAUCAUUGGGCUUCUAUGUUACAUCCACACUAUCCAACAGGAAUGUGGUCUGUAUUGCCAGGCAUUGCAGCGCCUUGAGAGGAAUUUGGCCUGUGUAUUAGAAGGGUUAGCAGCUUGUUAACCAUCGCCACACAUAAUCGCUGUAAUUAUCAUAAGCUAAAUUCUAAAAGCUGCAUUAUUAUUUCGUGACAGUCCUAAUACCUUUGUGAACAAAACACGUUUUGACUACUGUUGUCACCUCUUGCUACUGAUUCUUUUUACUCUCUCUGUCCUCAAGGUCAGACAAACACAGAAUGUGGUUGACAUCAGAUAUCAAUAUUUGGAGUAUUGCCUAACAUGCAUACCAUUGUGCUUUCAUUUCUUAAGAAAGCUUAGUUUCUGUAAAAUAUUUUCUGGCAGCAGUAUCUUGCAGAGGACACACAAUCUACUUUUAUCCUUUGAACAUCUGGUUAGUCCAUUCUUAAACAUUUAUCUGUAAAUAGGUAAUUCUGAUAGCAUGAAUUGAAUUUUGUAAAUAAUAAAAAAAAGUCCAGGUUUUUACAUUUCUUUGUCAUUAAACAACACCGGGUUUGCAGAGCAAAAUACAAGUUGUAGGCCCUUCAUGCUGCGCAUUUAGGCUCAUUUACUUAAGACAAAUCUUAACUGACUCAUGAUGGCCUCCCAGGGAAAAACGGUAUGUUGCUCACAGACAUGAUCAUAACUCUGGAUUAGGGGUCCCUGUCAGAGGGGGCCAUUUGGUGUGACCCAUGAUGCUGUCUGGGAGGUCUGAUGACCAGCCAACUGAUCCUCCCUAGGAGAUGCAACUGUAGCAGAGGUGGACACUUCAUCUGUGCAUCCACCUUUACUGUGCAUCUGCUGGGGAGAUGGACAGGCUUACACAAACACACUGACAUGCAGGCACAGGGAGUGUGGUUUUCCACAAUCCCACCUAGUUGGAGUCAGAUGCAGUCAGGGAAGGACAGCGUCUGGUCACGUACACUCACAGCGUUGCAAGACACGAGGACAGAAAGAAAGAUCAGUUAAGCAGACAGGUUUAUUGAGAGAUGGACAGAUGGACAUGUAACAAGGAGAACAUCAACAGAAGGACCAGCAUUUUCAUCAGCCCUUCCUCCAGCUCAUGGAAGAGACGUCGCCUGUCAGGUCAGUGCCAAUCCACUGACCGAUGCCACUCCUGAGGGAUUGUGAAAUCUUCUGUCAUCUAUCCAGCCAUCCCUGCACUCUGGACCGAUUAAAGGACAAGACCUGCAAUUAUCCUGUCAGGUGGUCACCGUUCAUGUGUCCAUCCAACCAUCUAACUAUCCAAGAGGACUUAAAAACAUAUUCUGUUCUGUCAUCGAUUCAAAUCAAGUGUCAAACUGAAGGUUUUUUUUUCUCACCAAUACAGUUAUGUAACUAUUCAGAGAGAUGGCAAAAUCUGCUGUCUUUCAUUCUCAUUGUCCACCCGUGUUACAAACCAGAAACGACUCAUAGAUGUCUGGUGAUCAUUUUUUUCAUCGACCUGUUCCUCCUGACUUGAGACAUCAUUGCUGCCCUUCUUGCUAUCAUUCCUUCGUCAUGCUGCCUAAGAAAGUCCCUCUGUAUCCAGCAGAGGACGAGCUGGUGAGUCUGUCCACUGUCUAUGACCUCUUGGAUGAACAACAGCACUACUACAAGGAGCUCAUACAGCAGCAGGAGAGGAACUACCGAGCCUUCCUACAGAUGCUUAUGGACACAUCGUCCAGCCGCAUGGACAGCCUGGUCAGGGAGAUGCAGGAUCUGAGGAACUGUCUGCAAAGAGCCAAGGCUGAGCUGGCUGAGGUUAAAAAACAGGGCAUCCAGAACAACAAGCGGGCCGAAUGCCUGGCUGAAGGCUUGGUGAUGGUGCGGGGGGCGCUGGAUGGCCUCAGCAUCAAAUCAGGAACAUUUGGGGGAGGUGCAGGAGGAAAAGGCAUGGACAUGAAGCAGCGCAGAGGAGGUGGUGGGUUAAGGCUGGAUGGCGGAGGAAGAGGAAGUGGAGAGGCCAAAAAAACGCCACCGAAAGCAGUGAAGUUGGUGGCAGACCUCACAGAUAUCCACUUUGAUGACAUAAAGGUUGUACACAGUUGGACACAUGGUGAAAUGUAUGGAUUAGCUAGAGCUUUUAGCAUCAUUAGAUGUUGACUCUCUCUGACUUGUGAUUGUUGCACAAGUGUGAAGGCCGUUGCUGAUAAGUUGUUGGCAAAGUUUGUUUUUUCUAUUUUUAUGCGUGAAAUGAUAAAUUGCCUCAGACGUGGGUUAGGGUUAGUCCUAACUUUACCUGAAGGACUACGCUAAUUUGGUAUACAAGAGUGAUCUCAUUUUUGUCUUCUCAUUUUCUUCCCCUUCUCUUGUUUUUGUU
Messenger RNA from Acanthopagrus latus (yellowfin seabream), 4382 nucleotides. RefSeq lists its product as uncharacterized. The record is from RefSeq and is a predicted model, not a curated record. Lineage: Eukaryota; Metazoa; Chordata; Actinopteri; Spariformes; Sparidae. The transcript is spliced from 2 exons. Bases 3497 to 4165 code for a protein of 222 amino acids.